Aureobasidium uvarum is the source of this 1386-nucleotide messenger RNA. NCBI's taxonomy places the organism in Eukaryota, Fungi, Ascomycota, Dothideomycetes, Dothideales, Saccotheciaceae. The record is from the annotation of a GenBank genome assembly.
AUGAAGAAGCACCUUACUAUUGUCAUCAAGNNCUUGAGUCACGAACCCCUCCUCUCGAUUCUCUCCACCAUCGUCGAAACCGCCUGCAAACUACAGAAAGAUGGACAUCGUGUAGUCAUUGUGUCGUCCGGCGCCAUUGGCGUCGCUCUCGGCCAUAUGGAGAUGGAACGCAGACCCAAACACCUUCCUCAAGUCCAAGCCCUGGCUGCCAUCGGACAGUGCAAGCUCAUGAGUCUUUGGGAUCAGUUGUUCAUGCACAGAAGACAGCCAAUCGCUCAAAUUCUGCUCACAAGAAACGACAUUGCCGAUCGUACCCAGUAUCUCAAUGCUCAGAACACUUUUAUCGAGCUGAUUCACAUGGGUGUCAUUCCUAUUGUCAACGAGAACGACACCUUGUCCGUUGCUGAGAUCAAGUUCGGUGACAACGACACACUCUCUGCUAUUACGGCUGCUAUGGUACAGGCCGACUACCUGUUCCUCAUGACAGAUGUGGAUUGUCUGUACGACAGCAACCCUCGCUCAAAUCCCAACGCAAAGGCCAUUGAGGUCGUCGAGGAUAUUGGAGACUUGGUCGCUGAUGUCUCGAGUGCCGGCUCUUCCGUAGGCACUGGAGGCAUGGCUACUAAGAUCACCGCUGCUCGACUAGCAACCUCCGCCGGUGUAACGACAAUCAUCACUCGCUCGGAUAAGCCUGGAAAUAUUGCCAACAUUGUCGCAUAUGCCGAGUCGAAGAAGGCAGAGGAACUCGCAGCUAAACGCUCGUCACGGCAGAGUUCAACAGAAGGUACAGAGUCUUUGAGCAACUCGACAAACAACCUCACUCUAGAAGACUCUUCGCUCGUGAAGAAAGCCGUUGUCAAUGAGGUAUCAAGCACAAAUGGCGCCACGUCGCCCAAAUUCGAUGCGCCGUCAUUGCCUCCACUACACACUCGCUUCAUCCCCGACCUUCAUCCAAUCAGAGACCGAUAUUUCUGGCUGCUCUAUGGUCUCGCUCCACACGGAACAGUCUACAUCGACAAGGGUGCACACAGAGCACUGGCCGACAAGGCUGGCCUAUUACCAGCAGGCGUGGUAGAGGUUGAGGGUAACUUUGCACAGCAGGAAGCCGUGCGGAUAGUGGUGGUGCAGCGCAAGUCAAAGGGAUCAUUCGAGUACGAGAAGGAAGAUCCCGCACCCAUUGAAGUCGGCAGAGCGCUGGUCAACUAUUCGGCAGCAGAGAUUAAGAGGAUCCGCGGCCUCAAGAGCUCAGAGAUUCAUGGUGCUCUGGGCUAUGCGGAUAGUGAGUACAUUGCGCUGAGAGAAAACAUUGCGUUUGGCAACAGGACGAGCAGGCCGACCACACCUAAUCGCAUGUCGAUGAGCCAUGAGGCUGAACAGAGACAUUAG